Molecule: messenger RNA, 978 nt
Organism: Solanum tuberosum (potato)
Lineage: Eukaryota; Viridiplantae; Streptophyta; Magnoliopsida; Solanales; Solanaceae
Exons: 2
Coding region: 1-978 (325 amino acids)
Cellular component (GO): membrane
Molecular function (GO): glycosyltransferase activity
Source: RefSeq, a predicted model, not a curated record
AUGAAUAAUAAUAUCAAGAGGAAAAUCCCGGGUGUUGGUAGAAUAGGAUUAACAGAUUAUAUUAAGCCUCCUGAAGCAAUGCAUGAUAUGAUGGAUGAUGAGUUAAUAUGGAGAGCUUCAAUGGUUCCUAAGGCUAAGAUAUUCCCAUUUAAUCGUACCCCAAAGGUCGCGUUUAUGUUUCUAGCAAGAGGUAGUUUACCAUUAGCACCACUUUGGGAACGAUUCUUUAAAGGACAUGAAGGACGUUACUCCAUUUAUAUUCAUUCUCAACCAUCUUUCAAAGGGGAUGCACCUGAAGAGGGACCAAUUUUUCAUGCUCGAAGAGUCCCAAGUAAGAGAGUAGAUUGGGGAGAAUUCAGCAUGGUUGAUGCAGAACGGAGGUUACUAGCCAACGCGUUACUCGACAUGUCAAAUGAACGUUUUGUGCUUCUUUCAGAGGCUUGCAUUCCCUUAUAUAAUUUCACAACUAUCUACACCUACAUCAUGAACUCCACAAAAACCUUUGUGGAAUCCUAUGAUGAAUGGGGUCCCGUUGGACGGGGCCGCUAUAAUAGUCAAAUGACACCAUGGGUGACAAUCGAGCAAUGGAGAAAAGGGUCUCAAUGGUUUGAGCUUGAUAGAGAGAUCGCGCUUGAUAUGAUCACCGAUACAAAAUUCUUCAAUUUAUUCAAAGACUUUUGUAGGCCAGCAUGUUACUCUGAUGAACAUUAUUUACCAACUUUUGUCACCAUGAGAUAUUGGUGGAAAAAUGGUAAUAGAACGUUGACUUGGGUUGACUGGACAAAAGGUGGACCCCACCCUACAAAAUUUGCUAGAACUGAGGUAACAAGGGAGUUGUUACACCAAAUGAGAACUGGAAUUCAAUGUAUGUAUAAUGGAGAGCCUACAAGUAUGUGUUACCUUUUUGCAAGAAAGUUCUUACCUAGUGCAUUGGAUAGACUUUUAAAGUUUGCUCCUAAGGUCAUGAUGUUUGGUUGA